CUUGGAAUCAUCAACAUAACUAGCAUUAAAAACAAAUCACAAAAAUGUCUCUCUACAUUAAAUGGGCUGUCAGAGCAUUGGAAUUUCUAGGAUUAUGGAAAAAAUCUGGAAAAUUACUAUUUCUCGGAUUAGAAAAUUCUGGGAAGACCACUCUGUUGCAUAUACUAAAAGAUUUGGCCAAAGACCGUAUAACUCAACUCGCGUUAGAGUUACAUCCGAAAUUCGAAGAGUAUUCAGUUGAAAACAUAAAAUUUAAAACGGUCGACUUGUGCGACCAUUCUCAAGCGAGUAGAAUAAGGAAAGACAAUUUUCCUACUAUAGAUGCGAUAGUAUUUUUGGUGGAUGCAAGUGACCGAACUAGAAUAAAUGAAAACAAAUUCGAAUUGUAUUCACUUUUGCUCAAUGAACCGUUGUGCAAUUGUCCGGUGCUUGUUCUCGGUAACAAAAUCGAUAGGCCAGGUGCACUUUCAGAACACGAAUUUAAGACGGUCUUUUCUCUAGCUCAAACCACUGGCAAAGGACGUGUAGCUAGAUCAGAACUACCGGGACGUCCGUUGGAAGUGUUCAUGUGUUCAGUUUUAAAACGCCAAGGUUACACAGAAGGAUUUAGAUGGCUGGCUCAAUAUAUUGAAUAA
This is a messenger RNA of Adelges cooleyi (spruce gall adelgid), 635 nucleotides long. RefSeq names its product GTP-binding protein SAR1b-like. Lineage: Eukaryota; Metazoa; Arthropoda; Insecta; Hemiptera; Adelgidae. Gene Ontology annotation, cellular component: COPII vesicle coat; endoplasmic reticulum exit site. Gene Ontology annotation, biological process: membrane organization; endoplasmic reticulum to Golgi vesicle-mediated transport; vesicle organization. The transcript is spliced from 5 exons. Bases 45 to 635 code for a protein of 196 amino acids. The record is from RefSeq and is a predicted model, not a curated record. Gene Ontology annotation, molecular function: GTPase activity; GTP binding.